Messenger RNA from Ectocarpus sp. CCAP 1310/34, 1709 nucleotides. The record is from the annotation of a GenBank genome assembly. Lineage: Eukaryota; Phaeophyceae; Ectocarpales; Ectocarpaceae.
UGUCACGGGGAGAGGACGCCAAGGUAAACAUGCUCAUUCUCAUGUCGGACACCGGCGGGGGGCACCGUGCGUCGGCCCAGGCCCUUGAGGCAGCCCUGGAGGAGAUGUAUCCCGGGCGCAUCGCCGUGACAAUGGUGGACAUCUUCACGGAGCACAGCCGCUGGCCGUACAGCGCAAGCGUUCCCGCGUAUCAGUACGCAGCGAAGAACCCGUUGGUGUGGCGAGCGAUGUACGAGUACGCCCGCUUCCCGCCGACGCGAUACCUCAACGGCAAGAUGCUCUCCUUCCAGAACUUCGGGCGGUUCAAGGAGGCCAUGCAGCGGUACUCUCCGGACUUCGUCGUGUCCGUGCACCCGUUGUGCCAGGACCUGCCCCUCAAGGUCUUGAACGCCAUGGGUCCACAGAGAACGUGAGAUGCUUUUUCGGUCGCGUUCCAUCGGUUGAUGGACAACGUGAAUUUUGACUUUUUUUUGUUUGUUUAAGCGCUGUUGCGGCCCACAGACAUGGUGAGUUUUGCCUGAUUUGACUCUGUUUGCCGGUUUCGUUUCGCUUUGUAGUCGGAGGGGUGGAUCCGCGGUACGGGGCGGCGGUUGAAAAGGUACCGCUGGGCCACACGUGGCGCUGACGAAAUUGCGCGGCACAAGAGAAAACGCGCACACUAAAUGAACACCGCCACACGUUGUUCCCCCCCGCUUGUGUGUGAGUGGACGGCACCUGCCGGUUGAGACGAUCCCCGUCGCAAGCCAACAAUGAAAGAUUCCAAUCUAAUCCAAUCCAAUCCAAUCCUGUAAUGGGGGGAAAGAGACGGAAGUACGGGUAUGCACAACGGAUGUAGGCACUACAGACCGUGCGUUGGUGUGGACAGCCCUACAACAGACGAGAGUCAUACAGAGUAGGCGACGCAGGAAAAUGUACAGAUGGAGAAUAGAUAAGCUAGAAGUAGAAGAAACGAGGGUAGAGUUCCAAGAAGAGAUGGCUGUAAACGACAAGAAACUCUCGGAGUUGAUCGAGGUAAUGGGCACACCGAAGAAUGCCAAAGGUCGGGACCAGGCCGGAUCUAGAAUCAUAGAAGGGUGGGAAAAGCUGGUAAACACAACAAGUAGAGUUCUCGGUAGAAAGUUGAUAGUUUGUAAGAGAGUUGUGAAGUGGUGGGACGAAGAAAUCAAGCAAGCAAUUCGAGUACGUAGAGAUUCACACGCAAAAUAUGCGGCAGGGAAAACCGAUGCAGGAUGGAAGGAGUAUUUUGAAAAUAGAAAGAGGGUGAAGGAGUUGGUGAAGAAGAAAGCGUUGUGGGAGGAAGUAGACCAAAAGACUAACGAAGACUUUGAGGGGGGGAUGAAGCAAAUGUGGGUAGGAAUUCAAGGAAUUAAUAGUGGGCAAGAAAAGAGGGGGAGACACGGGAAUAGCGACACUACGAUCUGCCGAGGGUAAGAUGGUAAGCAGUUCUAAAGGAAGGCGGGAAGUACUAGUAGAGCACUACCGCAAACUUGGGACAUCCACCACCAACGACAAGUUCGACUCGGAGUUUGAGGAGGAAAUCAACUCGUGGGCAGAGGAAAACGUUGAAUCUCGGAGGGAAUGUAGUGAUGUAGGCGGGUUGCAGGGAGAGUUCACACGAGAAGAGGUAGAGGACUGUGUAGCGAAACUCAAGAAUAGAAAAGCGGCAGGGGCUGAUGGAAUUGUGAAUAAGCUUUUGAAACAGGGGGGGG